This is a messenger RNA of Ceratotherium simum simum (southern white rhinoceros), 1100 nucleotides long. It is a transcript of the gene ENDOV, whose product is annotated as endonuclease V. Lineage: Eukaryota; Metazoa; Chordata; Mammalia; Perissodactyla; Rhinocerotidae. Gene Ontology annotation, cellular component: cytoplasm; nucleolus. The record is from RefSeq and is a predicted model, not a curated record. Gene Ontology annotation, biological process: DNA repair. Gene Ontology annotation, molecular function: single-stranded RNA binding; RNA endonuclease activity producing 5'-phosphomonoesters, hydrolytic mechanism.
AUGGCCGAGGAGCUGCCGGGGAGCCCGCCAGAGGAAACGUUGUCGCUCUGGAAACGGGAACAAGCCCGGCUGAAGGCCCGCGUCGUAGACCGGGACACGGAGGCGUGGCAGCGGGACCCCGCCUUCUCGGGCCUGCAGAGGGUCGGGGGCGUGGAUGUGUCCUUUGUGAAGGGCGACAGUGUCAGCGCCUGCGCCUCCCUAGUGGUGCUCAGCUACCCUGAGCUCAAGGUGGUGUAUGAGGACUGCCGCAUGGUGAGCCUGACGGCCCCCUACGUGUCAGGCUUCCUGGCCUUCCGAGAGGUGCCCUUCCUGGUGGACGCAGUGCGGCGGCUGCAGGAGAAGGACCCCCACCUCAUGCCCCAGGUCCUUCUUGUAGAUGGAAAUGGGGUGCUCCACCACCAAGGCUUUGGGGUGGCCUGUCACCUCGGCAUCCUCAUAGACCUGCCGUGCAUCGGGGUAGCCAAGAAACUCCUGCAAGUGGACGGGCUGGAGAACAAUGCCCUGCACAAGGAGAAGAUACGACUUCUGCGGGCCGGAGGAGACUCUUUUCCUCUGAUGGGAGGCUCUGGAACUGUCCUGGGCAUGGCCCUGAAGAGCCACGACCAUAGCACCAAGCCCCUCUACAUCUCUGUGGGCCACAAGAUCAGCCUGGAGGCGGCCGUGCGCCUGACCCUCGUCUGCUGCAGGUUCCGGGUCCCAGAGCCCGUGCGCCAGGCUGACAUCCGCUCCCGAGACUACAUCCGCAGGACCCUAGGAGUCCCCGGGCCCCCCGCCUCAGGGCGGGAGAGGAGCCAGAAGGCACAGAGGCCAAAGGCGUGCCCCCAGUGGGGCUCAGAAGAGCCUGCAGGUGAGGGCAGACCCCUCGAGGCCCACAGCCCAGGCCCCAGGACCCACCGGAAAGCCCCAGACCCAGUCACCCAGGAGCAGUAGGGCAUGGGCUGGGAGCGGAGCAGAGUGGACGCUGCAAAAAGUCUCAGGCCGCCUGCCACCCCACUCCAGCCUCGGAGCAGUAACCGGCCCUGGGGGAGUGGCCCCCACAGCACCAGAUGGGGUGCCAGGCCCCGAGGACACAGGACACAGCCGGCAGGGGUGGCUGCCCC